Messenger RNA from Hirundo rustica (Barn swallow), 4076 nucleotides. RefSeq names its product transmembrane channel like 6 (gene TMC6). The record is from RefSeq and is a predicted model, not a curated record. NCBI's taxonomy places the organism in Eukaryota, Metazoa, Chordata, Aves, Passeriformes, Hirundinidae. The transcript has 21 exons. Gene Ontology annotation, cellular component: plasma membrane. Gene Ontology annotation, molecular function: mechanosensitive monoatomic ion channel activity.
CCCGCGCCUCGGCCGCCGACGGGCCCCGGGCCCGUGUAGGAGGGACUCGCUCGGCCUCGCAGGAUGUCCCAGCCGCCCUCCAUCACCCUCCACGUCCCCGAGGGCUCCGAAAGCGAUGGUCAGGAGCCCAGUCCGGACAACGAGAGAGCCCUGCACACCUCAUUCCACCAGCUCAUCCUGGAGCAGAGCAGCUUGAUCGAGGCAGGUCUGGAACUGGAGUUGCAGGAGAGGAGCAGAGAGUCCCCAGCCCGCUUGGCUACUCCAGAUGCCUGUGCCAUGGCCUGGUCAGAGCCCGGGCAAGGUGAGGAGCACCCCAGCUACUCCUCUGCCUCCCUGCAGAUCUUGGCCAGCAUGCCCAGCCGCACCAUCGGACGCAACCUCGGGGCCAUCAUCUCCCAGUACUGCAACCGCACGGCGCGGCUGCGGCGCCGGAGCAGCCGCCCGCCCCUGCAGCAGCUGUGCCGCGCGGCACGGCCCAGCCUGCGCCAGUACGACCUGGAGACUGACCCCACCAGGGCCACGCUGGAAGAGAAGCGGCGCCUGCUGGUGAAGGAGCUGCUGAGCCUCUCACCCAGCCAAUGCAGCCACAUGCUGCUCACCAUGCCCCUCAGCCUGGCGGAGAAACGCAUCCUCCGGCGGCAGCUGAGCGGGCAGAGGGGCCCACUGAGGCAGCACACCCAUCACUGGGCCCCCUUCUCACCCUGUGGUUGGCCCAAGGUCUGCAUCGUCCUUGGCUGCUGAGGUCUCUGGUACAGGCUCCUAUCCCUGCUCCGCACUGCACAGCCCUGGCACUACGCCCUGAAGCAGAUUGGUGGCCGCUUUGGCUCCAGUGUCCUCUCUUACUUCCUCUUCCUCAAGACACUCCUUAUGUUGAACUUCUUUUCAUUCUUCAUCCUCCUGGCCUUUGUGGUGGUCCUGCAGGCCGUGUACCCCCCUGCAUCGGUCAGCCCCCAGCCCUUCACCGGCCUCGAGCUGCUCACAGGAGCGGGCUACUUCACCCACUCACUGCUGUACUACGGCUACUACAGCAACGCCACCCUAAAUGACCCCUGCACCUCCAGUCCUCCGGGCAGCGUGUGCCCCCUCGCAGCCCCCACGCUCCCGUACAACUUGCCGCUGGCCUACCUGUUCAGUGUUGGGGUCUCCUUCCUUGUCACCUGCAUCCUGCUGGUGUACAGUGUGUCCCGCUCUUUUCGGGAGAGCGUGGGGAGCUCCACAGGAGACUUGGCCAUCAAAGUCUUCUGCACCUGGGACUUCAAGGUGAUCCAGAGGCGCUCAGUGAAGCUGCAGUGUGAGAACAUCUGCACCCAGUUGAAGGAGCUGCUGGUGGAGCAGCGCUCCCGCUCGCGCUCCCAGAGCCGCUGCCAGUGCCUGGGGCACUGCGUGGUAAUGCUGCUGGCCUGGGUCCUGGCACUGGGCUUGGUGUCGGGCUGCGUGCUGGCUGUGCACUACUUCUCGGGGCACAUGCACAUGGUUCAGCAGGAGCAACAAGCGCAGGACAGUGGCAGAUGGCAGCAAGAAGCCAUUCUGCUGGUCGUGCCCUUUGUGGUGUCCCUCCUCAAUGCCUUGAUGCCCCACCUUUUCAACUUGCUGGCGUUGUGGGAGAAGCAUGACUCCCCAGGGACACAGGUCUUCGUGGCAAUCAUCAGGAACCUCAUCCUGAAGAUGGUGGUUCUCAUCCUGCUGUGCUACCAGUGGCUCACCCGAAGCGUUAUCUGCUCGACAGAGAAGUGCUGGGAGACAUGUGUGGGGCAGGACCUGUAUCGCUUCAUGGUGAUGGAUUUCAUAUUCACCUUGAUGGAUACGCUCUUUGGGGAGCUGAUCUGGAGGCUAAUCCUGGAGAAGAGGCUGAAGACAAAGCAAAGGCCAGAGUUUGAUAUUGCCCGAAAUGUGCUGGAGCUGAUCUAUGGGCAGACCCUGACCUGGCUGGGCAUUGUCUUUGCCCCACUCCUGCCAGCUGUGCAGAUGCUGAAGCUGCUGCUGUUGUUCUAUAUCAAAAAGACCAGCCUGAUGCGGAACUGCCAGUCCCCCAGCAAGCCCUGGCAAGCAUCACGCAUGAGCACCGUGUUCAUCACUCUGCUGUGCUUCCCCUCCUUCCUGGGUGCAGCUGCCUUCCUCUCCUACACCAUCUGGUCGGUGCAGCCAUCAGAAAACUGUGGUCCCUUCCGGGGGCUGGAAACCAUCUACAAGUCAGGAAAGAGUUGGGUGCUAGUGCUGGAGAAGUCCAACCCCAACAUCACCUGGUUUGCCUGGGUCUACCAGCAUCUGCUGGAGAACACCUGCCUCCUGUUCUUCGUGUCCGUGGCCCUGAUAGCUGUGAUCUACUUCAACAUCCAGGUAGUAAGAGGCCGCCAGAGGGUCAUCUGCCUGCUCCAGGAGCAGAUUGCCAACGAAGGGGAAGAUAAGGCAUUUCUCAUUCAGAAGCUUCACUCUGUUUACGAGCAGAGACACAGACGUUCCUGAGUCCCAGUGUCAAGCUCCACAGGAAGGAAAGGGGUGGACCGGACUCUGCUUGCAGCUGGAACUGAAUCUGUCCAUCACAACGCACUGCUGGAAGCUAGGGGACCAUGGAGUGCUGGGGAAGAUCCUCCCCUCUUGCCAUGGCCAAGGACCCAUUGGGGUGUGUCACUGGGAAUGCUGCAUCGCAAGGAUGCAGGUGUUCCUGCUGCCUGGAGGUGCUGGGAUGCAGUAGGUACAGGACCAGGACUGCUGUCACACCCCAGGGCACAGCUCCAUGCAGGAGUGCCUCACCAGCACAACCCUGCUCCAUGGGAGCUCACUACUUGCAGAGAACAGCUCUUCAGCUCUCCCUCCUGCCAGUGUGCCCUGGGUUGUUUUCAGAAUCCUUUGGGGACCAUGGAGCUUUUUUCCACAGCCGCCUUCACCCUGCCUAGGGACAGCACACGUGGAGCCAGGAGCUCCCAGGCAUGGACCCAGCUCCGGCCUGACUCACCAGGAGAGCAGCUGGCUGAUUGCAGUCCCACAAACAAGGUCACUGGGCCACCCCCAGCAGCCCUGCACACACUGCACUGGCUGAUGGGAUGGGCGUGGAAGACUCGCGGUGAUGCUGCGUGCUGGGCUGGGCAGGGACCCUGUGGGCUCCAGCUGACCGGGCCCAUUAAAGCGCUGCUGUGCAGGAGUGCCCUGGCUGGUGGCUGGUGUCUGGACCUGUCGGGCUGGAAGCAGGGAGGCAGGCUUGGUGCGUCAGUGCUGUUCGUGGGGGUGACUCAGCAGCAGUGUCAGGGUGUGCUCGGGCUCUUCGACACCACCUGCUUUCCCACGGGGCUGCCUGGGGCAGGGCCCAGUUCAGCCCACACUGCUGGAGCAAAGGCCACUGCCACCCCUGCCCAUCACAGUGCAAUAGCUGCAGCCCCCGGCACCAAGAGCCACUCCCCUCCAUGUCAUGCUGCUGGCAGCUCCAGGCCCUGGGAUGGCAGCUGCCCUGGUGCCACAGCGCUGACAGCCCCAGGGCACGGGGUGCUGUGGCGUGUGCCAAGCACGGACAGCCACCAGUACCCGAUGACUUGGCACCAGGGCUGCUGGCUGAGGCAGCUGCCCGCCCACCUGGGCCUUCAGCAUGGGCACAGGGCAUGUUAUCAGCACAGACAGACAGUGGUGUGGGCACAGGGCAGCUUCUCUGUGCAGCCCCAACUCCUGGGGUGCAUCAUGAAAAGCAUGGAGGUCACAGGAGGUGAUCCUGCCCCUCUGCUCAGCCCUGGUGAGGCUGCAGCUGGAGUGCCGUGUCCAGUUCUGGGCUCCACAGGACAAGAGGGACAUGGAACUCCUGGAGCAGGUCCAGCAGAGGCUACAGAGACGAAGUAUCUCUCCAAUGAGAACAGGCUCCAGGAGCUGGGCCUGUUCAGCCUUGAGGAGAGACAACUGACAGGGGACCUCAUUGUCAGCAAGGAGGUGUCAGAGGAUGGACUAGGCUCUGCUCCACGGUGCCCAGCAAAGGGACAAGAAGCAACAGGCAGAAACUGAUGCACAGAAAGUUCUACCUGAAUAUGAUCUUGAUAGAUCCCCUCCAAUAUUCUAUGAUAUUCUAUUAGAAAGAACUUCCCUGUGCCAGUGACAGC